UCCGCGUCCCAUAUGCCUCGUCUAUAUAUAAAUUCCUCUCAGGUUCAUCCUCAAAACCCUAACAAGCUGCCAGGAACUCCUUGAAUUCGAGUGGUUUAGCAAGAGGACCAUUUCUCUCAUCUUGGCCGUGGCAGCGGAGCAAACAUGAAGUUUAACAUUGCGAAUCCCACCACUGGGUGCCAGAAGAAGCUCGAGAUUGACGAUGACGCUAAACUUCGUGCAUUCUGGGACAAGAGGAUCUCUCAAGAAGUCAAUGGUGAUGCCCUGGGCGAGGAGUUCAAGGGCUAUCUAUUUAAAAUUAUGGGAGGCUGUGACAAGCAAGGCUUUCCUAUGAAGCAAGGAGUGUUAACCCCAGGCCGUGUUCGCCUUUUGCUCCAUAGAGGUACCCCGUGCUUCCGUGGAUACGGAAGGAGGAAUGGAGAGCGAAGAAGGAAGUCUGUUCGUGGAUGUAUUGUCAGUCCAGACCUCUCUGUAUUGAACUUGGUUAUUGUUAAGAAAGGUGACAAUGACCUUCCUGGACUGACUGAUGUUGAAAAGCCAAGAAUGAGAGGUCCAAAGAGGGCAUCAAAGAUCCGGAAACUAUUUAACCUCACCAAGGAUGAUGAUGUGAGGAAGUAUGUCAACACCUACCGCAGAACAUUCACAAGCAAAACUGGCAAAAAGUGCAGCAAAGCUCCCAAAAUUCAGAGACUGGUUACUCCAUUGACUUUACAGAGGAAGCGAGCAAGGAUCGCAGAGAAGAAGAAGAGAGUUGCAAAGGCGAAGUCUGAGGCAGCAGAGUAUCAAAAGCUCCUUGCUUCCAGGUUGAAGGAGCAGCGUGAUCGACGCAGUGAGAGCUUAGCCAAGAGGAGAUCGAGACUUUCUGGUGCUUCUAAGCCAUCUGCUGCUUAGGUCUCUGGAACAAAUUUUGAUCUUUUAGUCAAUGAGUUAGUGAGCGAAUGAGCAUCAUAGAUAGUUUAAUGUAUUUUUGAUUGCUUACUUGAGCCUUCGUGAUUUUAUUAUGGAUGUCGAGCAUGUUAAGUGGUUGACAUUUCAAAUUUUGUUUGCGCAUUUAAUGUUGGAAUUUAUUGGUGGUAUACCUUC
Prunus avium (sweet cherry) is the source of this 1083-nucleotide messenger RNA. Its product is annotated as small ribosomal subunit protein eS6. Gene Ontology annotation, molecular function: structural constituent of ribosome. Gene Ontology annotation, cellular component: ribosome. The record is from RefSeq and is a predicted model, not a curated record. NCBI's taxonomy places the organism in Eukaryota, Viridiplantae, Streptophyta, Magnoliopsida, Rosales, Rosaceae. Gene Ontology annotation, biological process: translation.